This is a messenger RNA of Chelonoidis abingdonii (Abingdon island giant tortoise), 3093 nucleotides long. The record is from RefSeq and is a predicted model, not a curated record. NCBI's taxonomy places the organism in Eukaryota, Metazoa, Chordata, Testudines, Testudinidae.
UGAAGUCUAACUCUUCCUGUUUGCAUGGCAGAGAGGAUGGCAGGCUGCAGAAUUGACUACGAAUCCCAGCAUACUGGGUGGCUUCUCUGAGCAUUGGCACUGCCACAUUCCUUUCUGCUUCCUGCCAGGGGAUGGGAAAUAUAAAAGGUGAAGUAAGUAGUUUCUUUUUUAAAAAAUUGGAUGCUGCUGCGACAAGCUGCACUGGAGAUUGGAGGGAGCACACACAGUGAGUUUGGCUUGUCGGAGAUAGGAGAUGGCAGAGGCUGAAAGCACAGUUAUAAACACCAAUGUGAAACAGAAAGACCCAAAUGAGGCGCUGGUCAUCGCCGUGACAACCAGGGCCAUCUUCAACCUGGAGGAGGAGCAUCAGCUGUUCCUGACAAAGGGCAAGGAAGAGUAUGUGAAAUAUCAGCAAGUCAAUGAGGAUAAGCCCUUGGAGCAAGGUACAGCCUUCGCUUUCAUUCAGGCUGUGCAGUUUGUGAAUGAGAAACUCCUGGAGAGAAACCCAGAGGAGAAGGGCCUCUUUGAUGUCAUCAUCCUCUCCAACAACAGCCCAGAGAGUGGCAUGCGCAUCGUCAAAAGUGCUAAGCACCAUGGUUUGGAGAUUUCCAGGUUUUGCUUUGUCAGCGAUGAAGAUUCCACCCAGUACUUGAAAUCCCAUAAUGUCAAGCUCUUCCUCUCGGCCGACAGGACAGACGUGUGCAAUGCACUUCAGCGAGGAGUGUCAGCGGCUCUCAUCUUCCAGCAGGAGGUGCAGACCCCCAGCACCCAACUGCGAGUGGUGUUUGAUGGGGAUGCCGUGCUCUUCUCAGAUGAGACAGACCGGGUUUUUCGAGAGAAGGGACUGUCGGGGGCUCUGGAGUAUGAGAGGGCAAUGGAAGCCGUGCCCAUGGGAGAGGGUCCAUUGAAGGCAUUUGCCAUGCAUCUUGGGAAGAUGCGCAAGAAGUUCAGCCAGGAGAAUUCCCCUAUUCGCACCUACUUAUUGACUGCCCGCAGUGGCCGGAAUAUGGGCAUCCGUGCUCUCAAGACCCUCCGGGAAUGGGGGCUGGCGAUUGAUGAGGCCUUCUUCAUGGACGGGGCUCCCAAGGGCCCUCUCCUCUCCCAGAUCCAACCCCACAUCUUCUUUGACGAUGGCCUUCAUAACAUCCAGGGGGCUCAAGAUAUUGGCAUACCCUCUGCCUUGGUCCCCUGUGACUGCUGAUGGGCAGGGAUGAAGGGGCAAAGGUCCUCCAAGGAUCAGGCAAUUGGAGAACACAAGGACAAAGCUUCUGCCAGAAGGGAUAAGGGAGGAUUUCUAAACCUGUGCUAAGCAAGCUUAGGGGAGAGGGAGAGAAGAUGCUGUGUGCUGAGGUGGUGCUGGAUCUAUUGCUCUUGGGUCCCUCUCUUAGUUCCAAAGACAGGGUCCAUCUGAUCUUAGGGAUGUGGCAACAGAAGGCCAAAAAUCCACAGGAAGGAAGGAUGCUUGAAAUGUAACGUAAUAGUUAAGUCCAUCUCUUGAUCUGCCUUAGCCGUCUCUUCAGUGACUGCAGCCCUUCCAGCCACUAGGGAUAAUGUGCUCCACCACUUGUGUCAUACAAGCACUGAAACCACAGCUCUAGUGAUGAGACCAUGUGAGCUGAAGACAGCAUGUAACUGUUGUAAGAAACAGGCAAUAUAAGCUCAGGCUGCACUCAGACAUGGGGGUUUGGCUUAGGAGUUUUGGGCAAGUACUGCUGUUCAAAUGCCAAUAACCCUCUAAACGCUGCAUUUGUUGGGGUUUCUGCUUUUUCAAAGGAAACUAUUUUUUUUAGUGUGUAUGUUUUAGAUAUAUGGGGCCAAAUCCUGAGGGAUGCUGAGCAGCUAGUGAGCACUUGCAGCUUCCACUGACUGCAGCAGGAGUUUCAGAUGCUCAGCGCCUCCCAAGAUUUGAGUGCCAGGAACCAGGAGCUCUGUCUUCUCAUAGAUUCUAGUUUGUAGGUAUGUCUUGUACUGGGCCUGAUUCUGAUUUCCUACUGGUAUAAAUCAGGAGUAACUCCACAGAAAUCAGUGGAAUUAUACCAGGGUAAGUGAAAUCAGAAUCCAGUCCAUCAUAUCUAGUAGUUAAUUUAAUGUCAAGCGCUCUCUCUUUUCCUGCCAGCCACGCAGCCUCUCUUCUACUCUCUCCUCUAAAUGGCACAGGAAGAUCAAAUCACUGUCAUUGUAUAAUGCACAACACUGCAAAGCUGCUUUUGCAGUAUCUCGAGUAUGUUUGUGCUGAGAGCAGGGUAAGAAUGGCAAGCCCCACGGUAUAUCUGGUCAUUCACACUUAGGAUCCAAGACAAAUCACGUCCAAUGUUAUUUUCCAGUAAUAAUUUUUUUAAGAACUAAAUCUGGGUUGGUUAUAGCUGCGCACAAAUAUGAUGCAAAGCCCUCAUAUAGACAUAAUAUACAUAGGAUACUAGGGUUAUAUCCUCUGUGUGUGUGUGUAUUUACAUAUAUAUAGUUAUAAAUUAUGGGCCAGUUUCUCAGCUGGUGUAAAUCUGUGAUAGUUCCUUUGACUGGAGGAACUAUGCCAACGUAUCUGAGAAUCUGGCCCUACAUGUAUGAUGCUACAGUAAUGAUCUAGCAGUCCAAUUCCUGUGUGCUCUUGCCAGCAGCUGUGCUUUGAUUUUAGUGCUUGGAUCUCAGCAAACUAUUCCAAAAGGGGCAGGAAGACUCAAAAAUAACAGCAGAGUAUUGGGGUAGGAGAGGGCUUAGCUGAGUGCCUUAUUCUAAGCACACUGCAUUACACAUUCCUUGUUUCUUCUGGAAUAAGUGUACAUUAGCCUUUGUUCUUGCUGGCUAUAACAGGUGCAGCUGGUUACACUGGGGCAUUGUUCUUGCUGGCGCUGGUGUAUCUGAGGCCUGGUUUGAGCAGUUUUGGAUAUGUUUGGGGUUCUUUUUAAUGGGCAGGAAGCAGUAGGAUGGAGCCUAAUUUAUAAUUGCUAACCUGCAGUUUCUUUCCCAGGGCUGAAUUUUGGCCUUUUGUCUAUGCGCACAUUCACCACCAGAGGCCACCAUGCUGCUCCUUACUGAAACAGAUUUCAGAGUGAUAGCUGUGUUAGGCCAUGGCUACACUUAACAGCUGUACAGCAC